Molecule: messenger RNA, 864 nt
Organism: Penicillium verhagenii
Lineage: Eukaryota; Fungi; Ascomycota; Eurotiomycetes; Eurotiales; Aspergillaceae
Product: HPP family protein
Exons: 2
Coding region: 1-864 (287 amino acids)
Source: RefSeq, a predicted model, not a curated record
AUGGCGGAGUUGGCUCGUGCAUCUGGGGUACUUGCGAGAGUUAGUACAUGGAACUUUGACAUCGAUCGAUACUUGAACCGGCUGGUUCCAGCGCCGAGAUGGCACUUGAUACCCAAGCCCGUGGCGCAUUUCCUCGGGUAUCGGACUGAAACACCCAAGCCACUUGGGAAUAUUGUCAUUGCAUUUUGGUCACUCAUCGGUGCAUUUUGUGGUGUUGCUCUGGUGGCCUCGGUUUCCCAGAAUGUGCCAUCCUUUGAAGCUCGAGAUGCUCCGGCUAUUAUAGGCAGUUUUGGUGCUGCGGCUGUCAUUGAAUUCUGCGUCAUUGACUCGCCCUUGGCACAGCCCCGAAACGCAUUCUUUAGCCAGAUGAUUGCCUGUCUGGUCGGCGUGGGCAUCUCUAAGCUGUUUGCCUUGAGUCCCAAUGCCGAGAAUUAUACUUCUCUUGGGGGUGCCCUGGCCUGUGGACUGACCACCUGGCUCAUGGUGCUCACAAACACUGUACAUCCGCCGGCGGGUGCCACAUCCCUACUUGCCGUCACCAAUUCCCAAACCGCGGCGCUGGGCUGGUUCCUGUUCCCAGUGAUGAUUUUGGGCGUCACGCUGAUGCAGGCUGCGGCCUUGUUAAUCAAUAAUAUUCAGCGUCGUUUCCCAUUGUAUUGGUGGACACCUCGUCCUCUCUCACGACCAGAAAUCCGAGACAUUGAAAAACACAAGGAUUCUCCUGACCUUUCCAGUCAAUAUGAGGACAGCUUAGGCGAACUUCGACAACUAGUGGUGGGAAGAAACGAGAUUUUGGUUCCAGACGGUGUAUAUUUAAGCACAGUCGAAAGAGGUGUAUUGGAAAUGAUCCAAGGGCGCAUAUAA